UCCUGCUGACUUCUGUUAGACUCCCUGGCACGCAGGCUUGUAUGCAACACAUCUUGUGUGAACACAAGUGAGCUGAAGAUACACGCAGCUUAUACAGAGCUAUUUAUAUAAGGUUCUGAACUAUGGAUACCCUCAGUGCAGCUAGUACUUCUUUUGCACUCAGUCUCUUCACAAAGCUGAGUGAAAAUGCCAGCACAAAGAACGUAUUCUUUUCUCCCUUUAGUGUUUCCUCAGCCUUGUCAAUGGUUUUUCUGGGUACAAAAGGUAACACUGCAGCCCAGAUGAAACAGGUGCUUUGUUUAAGCAAAGCAGAGGAUAUUCACAAGAGUUACCAGCCACUUGUCUCAGAAAUUAACAAACCAGGCACUAAGUACAUACUUAGAACUGCCAACCAGCUCUAUGCAGAAAAGACGCAUGAAUUUCUUGCAUCAUUUACAGAGUCCUGUCGGAAAUUCUACCAUGCAGCAUUGGAACAGCUUGAUUUCUCAAAUGCUCCAGAAGACUCCAGAAAACAUAUAAAUGCCUGGGUAGAAAAAAAGACUGAAGGUAAAAUCCAGGAUCUGCUGGCUCAGGGAAUUAUUAAUUCAUUGACCAAACUAGUUUUGGUGAAUGCCAUCUACUUCAAAGGCAACUGGGAAACCCAAUUCUGCAAAGAUCGCACAAUGGAAAAACCAUUUAAAAUUAACAAGAAUGAGAGCAAAACAGUGCAGAUGAUGUUCAGGAAAGCUAAAUUCAACAUGACAUGCAUAAGAGACUUCCAAACCAAAAUCCUGGAGCUCCCGUAUAUUGAUAAUGAGCUGAGUAUGAUCAUUUUGCUUCCUGAUAACAUUGAAGAUGAAACCACUGGCUUGGAAAAGCUGGAAAGAGAACUUAGCUAUGAGAAACUUAUGGACUGGAUAAAUCCAGAAAUGAUGGACUACACAGAAGUGGAAGUUUCUUUACCCAGAUUUAAACUAGAAGAGAAUUAUGACCUGAAGACUUUGCUGAGCAGCAUGGGAAUGCCUGAUGCAUUUGACCCAAGCAAGGCAGACUUAUCUGGAAUGGCAGGCAACAAAGACCUAUAUCUGUCACAGGUGGUUCACAAGUCCUUUGUAGAAGUGAAUGAAGAAGGCACUGAAGCAGCAGCUGCUACUGCAGCUGUAGUCAUGAUGCGGUGCGCAAUGAUUGUACCCCGGUUCACGGCAGAUCAUCCUUUCCUCUUCCUUAUCCGCCACAACAAAACUUCCAACAUUCUGUUCUUUGGCAGAUUUUGCUCCCCGUAAGAGAGAGAUGCAACAGGUACCCCAGUAAAAUUAUCGCUGCUACUAUUUAAGGUCUGCUUUGGCCAUGUGCAGCAAGAUUCAAAUUCAUAAUGAGCUUUAACUACGUAAUGCCUUGACCUCUGUGCCUUGACCACUUUCUACAGCAUUCUACGCAAAUACAAUCAUAGCUUUAACUAACAGGUUCUCUUGGGGGACCUAAAAUGGUGACUUUUCAUGGCUUCCUGGAAGAUACCUUUCUUUUUUUUUUUCUCUGUGUGUCUAAGUUCUGAGUACUUUCACCUUUAGCAAUAUUUGAGUUAGCCAGAACUUCCUUGCCCAGUGCUCACUUCCUUUUUCAUAAGAAAUUACACUUUCACAGAUAUGAUUCUCAUCCAUGGGAUUGCUAAACAGAUUUUACAAGCCACUUGCUAAGAUGCAGAAAAAAAAUUGUUUGCUUGACUUUUGAUUGACCUCCAACUGUUCUUUGCUCUCUUCCCUUCCAGAGUAAUUGCUGCAUGUUGAAUUUUGUCCCCAAAGAACAAAAGGAACUUUGGCGACUAAAUAACAGAUUUUAUUAAAUGAACAGUUGUGUCUGCACUUGGGAAUGGCUGAGCAUUGACUGGGGACAACAUCCUGACUCCACUGAUAUCAAUUCUAGAAUUCCUUAUAAAAGUCAGUGGAGCCAGGAUUUCAUCCCAAAUUUGUGUACCAUGUAUUGAUCUAAUUUGGUUUCUUGAAUUCUCAUAAAAUUACUUAAUAUUUAAUAUGUGAAAAAAACCUUACAAGAUAUGUUAUCAUUAUAUCACAAGCGCUUUGAUAUUCCUAUCUUUAAUAUGACAAAGCAGAAAGACAAAAAUGUUUAAUUAAGCAGUUUGUAAGACUGAUACUACCAAAGUCUGCAGCUGAAGUGUCCUUAUUAAUCCAGCAGUUUGUGAUGUUUAUAUUCCUUGAACCAAAAAUAAAGAACUAAUACAAAAUGA
Messenger RNA from Alligator sinensis (Chinese alligator), 2221 nucleotides. Its product is annotated as serpin B6. Gene Ontology annotation, biological process: negative regulation of endopeptidase activity. Lineage: Eukaryota; Metazoa; Chordata; Crocodylia; Alligatoridae. Bases 123 to 1262 code for a protein of 379 amino acids. Gene Ontology annotation, cellular component: cytoplasm. Gene Ontology annotation, molecular function: serine-type endopeptidase inhibitor activity. The transcript is spliced from 7 exons. The record is from RefSeq and is a predicted model, not a curated record.